GCAGCUGUAAAAGUCGUAUUAUAUCGUGAAUUCCCUUUUUGUGUACGAAGAUUGUCAGAGUGACCUGUUUGUGACGCUGGCAGUUCAAUACACUAAAUUGGACUGUAGCCUUGGCAAUCUGUAGAGCUGUCCUACGGUACUGCAUCUUGGCAUGGUACAAAACCUAAAGUCCUCCGCGAGCGACACUCAUCUUGUGAUGACUAUGAAACAUCAUGAGGCUACAACAUCAUUGAACGCAUCUUGCUAAUCUUCUCGCCCCUUGUCGUCUGUCCAAAGCUACCCACGAUUGAGAACAAAAAACUCAUGCCAUCUUCCAAGGAUGCUAUCACUGCCUGCAAUUUUACCACGCCACCAUUUGCUCUCCAGACCACUCGAAAUCGAUGCGCAUAAUGGAAUGCAGACACUUCCUGCCCCGCAAUCCUCGCGGAGGAUGACAACUUCACAUACAGCUCUCUCCACGCUUCAUGCUGAUGAGCAGAUCAUUCAGCUCAGGAAAUCCAGUGUGAGACGAUACGGCGCAAACUGGCUUCGGCCACCAGGCAUCACGAAAACUCUUCAAUCCAAGCUAGAAGAGGCACAAGAGCGGCUGGAACAAAUUGAGAUACAGCGCAGGGAUGCGGAGUUGCGCGCACAAGAGGAGGCUGCUCGACUGGCCACCCUGGGCGAGCCUGGUGCAAACCACGACGGACUUCUAGAUCAGGAAGAACAAGACCUGGAUGCCGAUGUGCCCGAUGCAGAGCAUACGGGUGCUCUAUCCGAUGAAGAUGCCGAAUUCACAGCAAGCGUCACCUUUGAUGCGCCAAGUUUAUUACACGAGUCGCCAAGUAACGACACGCAAGUUGUGCUCGGUAUGGAGGACGCGGAGCUUGAUGGUACGCUGCAAGACGCAAGGGAUCUAGAAGAUAUAGGAAUGGAAUGCGAUCUAGAUGAUGAUGUCCCUCUGGCUGGCAGCUAUGAGCACACUGAUACUGAACAGGAAGACGACAGUAGCAGUGAGUAGGAUGAAAAUAAAUUUACAUUCAGCAACGCGUUCUACCAACCCUAUCUCACAAAGCAACAGCAGUACCAGGGGAAGUUGAAUGAGUGAUGAGGGCGAGCCGCUUGCUUGUACUUCUUUCGUUCAGAGCUCACCUGACUUCUCAGGUAAUAUUACAGGCGUUGGUUUGCGGAACUCCACCAGGACCCCACAACGACGUUGAUUUCAUUGCUAUUGUAUUAUACAUAGUUCUACAUAUACGCAAUAAAAUGUUUGCGGAGAA
Messenger RNA from Verruconis gallopava, 1259 nucleotides. RefSeq lists its product as uncharacterized. Gene Ontology annotation, cellular component: anaphase-promoting complex. Bases 320 to 1000 code for a protein of 226 amino acids. The record is from RefSeq and is a predicted model, not a curated record. Lineage: Eukaryota; Fungi; Ascomycota; Dothideomycetes; Venturiales; Sympoventuriaceae. Gene Ontology annotation, biological process: anaphase-promoting complex-dependent catabolic process. The transcript has 2 exons.